Marmota monax (woodchuck) is the source of this 4779-nucleotide messenger RNA. It is a transcript of the gene Spock1, whose product is annotated as SPARC (osteonectin), cwcv and kazal like domains proteoglycan 1. The coding region runs from base 160 to 1479 and encodes 439 amino acids. Gene Ontology annotation, molecular function: calcium ion binding; protein binding. The record is from RefSeq and is a predicted model, not a curated record. Lineage: Eukaryota; Metazoa; Chordata; Mammalia; Rodentia; Sciuridae. The transcript has 11 exons.
GCCAAGCCAGAGCGCUGCGGGCUCACAAAGCGGCCGGACGCGCGGCGGCGGCGGCUGGUGGCAGGAGCGUCGGGAAGCCAGCCAGAGAUAAGCUUUCUCUGCGACCGCGCCAAGGAGCUCGAGCAACUCGGACGCGGGGACCCGGGCCGGCCCCCCAAGAUGCCAGCGAUCGCGGUGCUCGCGGCGGCCGCCGCGGCGUGGUGCUUCCUCCAAGUCGAGAGCCGGCACCUGGACGCUUUCGCCCGAGGCGCGGGCCUCGAUAACGGCAAUUUCCUGGACAAUGACCAGUGGCUGAGCACCGUCUCUCAGUAUGACCGGGACAAAUACUGGAACCGCUUCCGAGACGAUGAUUAUUUCAGAAACUGGAAUCCCAACAAGCCCUUUGACCAAGCCCUGGACCCAUCCAAGGACCCCUGCCUGAAGGUGAAAUGCAGCCCUCACAAAGUGUGUGUGACCCAGGACUACCAGACAGCCCUGUGUGUCAGCCGCAAGCACCUGCUGCCCAGGCAAAAGAAGGGGAACGUGGCCCACAAACACUGGGUUGGACCUUCGAAUUUGGUCAAGUGCAAGCCCUGUCCUGUGGCACAGUCAGCCAUGGUCUGUGGCUCUGAUGGUCACACCUACACGUCCAAGUGCAAGUUGGAGUUCCAUGCUUGUUCUACUAGCAAAAGCCUCACCAGCCUCUGUGAUGGGCCUUGUCCGUGUCUCCCGGAGCCUGAGCCACCAAAACACAAGGCAGAAAAGAAUGCCUGCACGGACAAGGAACUGAGGAAUCUUGCCUCCCGGCUGAAAGACUGGUUUGGAGCUCUGCAUGAGGAUGCAAACAGGGUCAUCAAGCCCACCAGCUCCGACACAGCCCAAGGCAGAUUUGACACCAGCAUCCUGCCCAUCUGCAAAGACUCCCUGGGCUGGAUGUUCAAUAAGUUGGACAUGAACUAUGACCUGCUGCUUGACCACUCAGAGAUCAAUGCCAUCUACCUGGAUAAGUACGAGCCCUGUAUCAAGCCACUCUUCAACUCUUGUGACUCCUUCAAGGAUGGCAAGCUGUCUAACAACGAGUGGUGCUACUGCUUCCAGAAGCCUGGAGGUCUCCCUUGCCAGAAUGAAAUGAACAGAAUUCAGAAGCUGAGCAAGGGGAAAAGCCUGUUGGGGGCAUUCAUACCAAGGUGCAACGAGGACGGCUAUUACAAAGCCACCCAGUGCCAUGGCAGCACAGGGCAGUGCUGGUGUGUGGAUAAAUACGGGAAUGAGCUGGCUGGCUCCAGGAAACAGGGUGCUGUGAGCUGUGAAGAGGAGCAGGAAACCUCCGGGGACUUUGGCAGUGGUGGCUCCGUGGUCUUGCUGGAUGACCUAGAGGAUGAACGGGAGCUGGGACCAAAGGACAAAGGGGGGAAGCUGAGGGUGCACACCCGAGCUGUGACAGAGGACGACGAGGACGAGGAUGACGACAAAGAAGACGAGGUUGGGUACAUAUGGUAGUGCCCCCAUGAGGAAGAGGACAUACGUUUUGCUCAAUAUUGCAAGACACUUCCUGUUCCUGCAUUUGUAUCUAAGACUCCAAGGCACCAAGGUCUUCUCCACUGUUGCUCUCUGUACCCAACCUAAGGUUUGGAAGUCAACUGCUUGUCCCCAGAGCUUUCUGAUUUUGCAUACAGUUAUGUGGGAGAAAGGUGUUGUUUUGGGUUUUACUUUUUUUUUUAAAUUUUUUAUGUUUUUGACAAGAGAAUGGUUGGCUUAAUUAGAGCCUCCUUCCCUCCUGUGAGAUUUCUGCCACAAGCAUGUGAUUUAUUGGAAUUCCAGCAGUGCAGGGAGCCCCCACCCUCUGAAACGUCAAAGACCCUUUUUGAUUACCCACAUUGGUGGUUAUCACAGCAUGGUUCCCAGCCUUACGGUGUCUCAGUGCUUUUCUUGUGUCCUGUAGAUGUCGUGGAAAACACACCACACUGUACCUUUUCCUCCUGCCCCACCACCCCUGGUGUUUAUUAUUAAAAAGAUUUUUUUCCACAUCACUAUACCCGGCUGUCUACAAACAACAGCCUUAAUUCAGUCAAAGAGUCCCUUUGGGGAACUCAUCUUCUUUAUUAAAAAUUGGUGUCUGAAUGAUUCUUUCUGCAUGUGCUUACAUAUGCAUGUACAGGGGAGACCAUAUGUACAUGCAUUGCACAAACACACACCUCUGAGAAAAAGUGUCUGGUUAGCUAUUAAAAAUUCAUUGAAAAACAAUAACAAAUUUGUCAACUUGUCCAGACCUGGAACACAAUUUCUGGAAUAAGAAAAAUUUGUAUCAAAGUCCUAUUUUGCACUAACAGUCAACCCUUGUAGCCUGCAGGCUGAGGAGGUUUCUUCUCUAUGCAUUAGCAGAGUUACUGGAAGGCUCUUUGAUUUGGAUAAGCCUCCAUUUGCCUGAAUCCUUUUCCUUGCAGAAGCCAUGCAACUCCCACUUGGGCAGCUUCACAAGCCAUCCUCAUCAUUUCAGCUCAAAGCCCCCCUCAGGCUGCAGCAGCGCUGUCUGUUGCAUCUCCCUUCCCUUCCCUACCUACUCAAGGGCUUUUUCUAAGGCGUGCACACACUCACCCUGUUCUCUGAGAAGAUAAUACCAUGGUAUUCCUUAGAAGAAAAACAAUUAGGGUUCUUAAUAUUUUGCUUUCCCACCUUUCUAUCCAUGAAUUGUGAUGAGGGUACAAAAGUUGUAUAGAUUAUUUUUUUCUCACUCUCCAUCCUUUGCAAAGAGUCCCAAAUGGAGUCCUAAAAAAAAAAAUCUCACAGAAACACAUGGAUGCUAGGGCUAGGUUUUUAAGUGCUGGUCCCCCCCCUCCCGCUCCCCACAAAUGUCUGGAUAACUACUGAUGAAAGCUUUUCACCAUUGCAUUUUUCUUCCUCGUGAUUGGAGUCUAGUUCCAAAUUUGGUAGGGGCAUCAUCUGUAUAUCCUUUAGGAUUUUUCUUGCACAAGUACCAAAGAGUAGUCUUCACAAUGGCCCCAUUCCAUAAGCUCCUCUAUUGGUUUUCUACAGACCCGCUUACCCUAACCAGCCAGGGCCACAUUUCUCUGGUCUUUCACAUGAGCUUCAACCAAGCCACAAGACAACCACAUCAACUCAGGCGCAAAAAGCAUAUUUGGCCAAAUCAUGCUCACUGUGUGGCUGGCCAGCCCUCAACCCCAAAUUGACUAUUUGGUAUGUAGUAACCUACUAAAAUUAGCAUUUUCCAAUCCUUGCGAUAGACUGGACAAAGUGGCAUUCUCCUCUGAGUUGGUCUCAGAUGGAAAAUGAAUAUACUUAGUGUUGCUAACUCCUUUGGCUUGGAAGAUACAAAUUACAGCCAGGAUCCUGAGGAUCUGUGUAUAUUCUCCCCAAGUAGAGACCAUAGGCAAGCUCUGCACUGGGAUCUCAACUCCAUCGCCUCUGUUUCCAUAUUUUUUUCUCAGACAAAACUCUGAGAGCAUAGUUUAGAAGACGGGUGUUUAAUUGCCGCUAAAUUACAAUAGAGUACAUUAAAAAUCAAGACAUAUUAAAGAAUCUCAGGUUAGACCAUCAAAGAAAACCAUUGUUACUAUUUCCUCAGGCUUGGAAAAAUGCACAAGAGAACAAAUUAAAAUUGACAAAUUGAUUUCACUUAGAGAAACCUCUGUGAUCAGAGUGAACCACUGAUUUUAAUUUGCCUAAUUAUCUUAUGACAAGUAUCAAAUUAAGAUGACACUUAAAGAUCCUUAGCAUUAACUUAAUGAUGGAGAAGAGUGCUCUGUAGGCAAUUCCCAGGAAGGUAAUGAGAUGCCAUUUUCACAGAUAUUCCAAGAAGAUGUUUUGAUUCAUUAAAAUAUUAAAUAAAAAGCCCUCGUAAGACUGGACCCCAAACCAAUGAAGCAACAUUAACAAUGCUUUUCAUGCCUUACUUUAGCAUGUCGGCAUUAGGUUUUUUAGUGAUCUUUAGUAUUUUCCACAAGUCCUUUAGAUUUUGAGAUUUUGAGUUACCCAAUCCUUAGAAGUCAAAUUUUUGUUUUUUUCAAAUGGGUCCUUUAGUUACAGUGACCAAGUAUAUCUAAGAGAUUGAUUUUAAAAAAAUAAAAUAAAAUUAUUGAUAAUCCAGUCCCUUUUUGAGACAGAUGUUGAGUUGGAUUCUCACUCAUUUUGGGAAAAUCUGUAGAGAGAAUAGUUUCAUUCUUAUUUUAUAAAUAGUUCUUUACUUAAUUCCAUUACUGUGGCAGCCAGUUUGAGCCUCAGAAUCUUCUUCCACUAUGGUUAGUUGUCUGCCAUGUAAAUGUCUUUUUGUUUCUAGAAAUAUUUUCUAGGCAUAGGAAUACCUUAAUACUGGAUUUGAGGGGUUUAUCAGUUUCUCCUCCUUUAUGCCCCUUUCCCUCCCCCCCCCCCCCGCCCAGCAACAAGUGACCACAUGUGUCUCCAGGUCUGCCCUCUGCUCUUCCCAGGAUGCCAUACACAUUUGGUUUCAGUUCCGCUUUAUCUUGACCACACUGCACAGCAACAUCCAAGAGCCCUUUCUACAGUGGGUGGUUUUGGUCUUUUUAUACCUUUUUCUCAAAGUCACUGAUGUUUGUCCCUGUUAAAUGUGUAGCGUUGUAACAAGAGCCCAUCAAAUCCAAAGUGUCAGUUUGUUGUCCCUAUUGUAGAUGAAAUGGUGAUGUAGAAAAACUAGUAUUCUGAAUGCUUUUCCACGUAGACUUAUCUGGAAUGUGAACACAACUCUUUGGUUAAGAGCAAAUGCUUAACUGUAGUCCUGAGUAGGUGCAUUUCUGUCCGUCUCAAUAAAUUUUACUUUGUCUGCAA